UCCAAUCAGCUGUUGUACUUUCACCGCAAACAUUUCUCCGCAGCGGCGACAACAUCCCAUUCCAUUCUUAUAGAAAAUCUGCUGUAAAUUUAUCUUAAAACAAAUAAGAUAACGAUGGCUGCAACAGCUCCUGUGAUCAUGCGUGUCAUGGCGUCAUCCAUAAGCACGGCAAAGCGAGCUGGAGGAAUCAUUCGAGAUAUUCUCAAGAAAGGCGAUCUAGGAAUCGUGGACAAAGGAAAGAACGAUGACUAUGAUCCCCAGACAGAGGCGGAUCGGCUUGCACAGCGCAGCAUCAUCGCUUCGUUAACUAAAAAGUUUCCCAGUGUGAAGAUCAUUGGAGAGGAGGGUGGCUCCGACCUGAAUGUGUCGGACGAUUAUCUCGUGACCGAGCUGGACGAAGGAUUUCUGCAACAAAGCUGUCCAGCGGAGUGGAAAGAUGCCAAGCCGGAAGACUUUGUAAUAUGGGUUGACCCGUUAGACGGAACAUCAGAGUACACACAGGGAUACGUAGAACAUGUAACUGUAUUGAUCGGCAUAGCUGUCAAAGAUUCUGCAGUGGGCGGCAUCAUCCAUCAGCCCUUCUACCAGCAACCCGAUGGUGAACUGGGUCGCACCAUUUGGGGCCUAAAGGGCUUGGGUACGGGAGGAUUCACAGCAAGCCCUGCUCCACCAGGCCAGUUUAUCAUAACCACCACUCGUUCGCAUUCCAAUGCACUGCACCAGAAGGCUCUAAAUGCAUUUGCUUCCACUGAAGUUCUAAAAGUCGGAGGUGCAGGAUUUAAAGUGCUCCAACUUUUAGAGGGAAAGGCUCACGCUUAUGUCUUUGCCACGCCAGGGUGCAAGAAGUGGGACACCUGCGCUCCCGAGGCCGUGCUGGAAGCACAGGGCGGAUGCCUUACCAACAUAAACGGCGAGCACUAUGUUUACAAUGCCGAUGUUGAGCACGCAAACCGCCAAGGAGUGCUGGCCAGUCUGGGACAGAACCAUUAUGAACUGGUCGCAAAGAUUCCCGCCGAGGUGAGAGCGGCUGUAGGAGCUAAACUUUGAAUUCCAGCACUUUAUUAGUUUAUUUGCACUAAAAGUAAACACAUAAAUUAAGGAAUAACAGGUUAGAAAUUUUUAAAAUUGUUACAACUGAGAACAAGACUAUCUUUAUUUAUCGAAA
Molecule: messenger RNA, 1165 nt
Organism: Drosophila eugracilis
Lineage: Eukaryota; Metazoa; Arthropoda; Insecta; Diptera; Drosophilidae
Product: 3'(2'),5'-bisphosphate nucleotidase 1
Exons: 2
Coding region: 115-1047 (310 amino acids)
Biological process (GO): phosphatidylinositol phosphate biosynthetic process
Molecular function (GO): 3'(2'),5'-bisphosphate nucleotidase activity
Source: RefSeq, a predicted model, not a curated record